Scatophagus argus is the source of this 3809-nucleotide messenger RNA. RefSeq names its product LIM domain-containing protein 1-like. Gene Ontology annotation, molecular function: transcription corepressor activity. The transcript is spliced from 8 exons. The coding region runs from base 726 to 2585 and encodes 619 amino acids. Gene Ontology annotation, cellular component: P-body; adherens junction; transcription regulator complex. NCBI's taxonomy places the organism in Eukaryota, Metazoa, Chordata, Actinopteri, Scatophagidae. Gene Ontology annotation, biological process: negative regulation of hippo signaling; response to hypoxia; cytoskeleton organization. The record is from RefSeq and is a predicted model, not a curated record.
AUCUGCCUCCAUAUCGGCUAUUUUAAGACGAGACACGGCCAGUCAUGUAAGCGACCGUCGCUGUAUGAUUAAUGAUACCAGCGUGGAUCACAAGUCAGCUAGAGGCUCGGUUGGAGCACUGUACCUUUAAAACCAAACUGUUCCCUGUUUUCAGUCCUAACUGUCGGCCGGUGGCCACGUACGGCUGCGUGCUGCAGCGAUUAUCUCACGGUCCGGUCGUUAACGGAAACGUUAAACUACUUUCAGCAGUUUACUGUCGCGACGUUAACGACAUAUCGGCUUCUUUUGACUUUUCUUUUUUUUUUUGUUUUUACUUUUUCUUGACAUGGGUGGAGAGGCUAAACUUUUGAAUGAAGCUUCCCCGUUGGGACUGUAAAGCGGGAGGAGGGGGCAGUUUGUGGGGUCGUCCAGGCUAUCGGAUCUGGGAUCGGCUCACAUUUAUAACCAGACAGACGGCGGUUUGUUCGGGGCAGAGCUGAGCUGAACGGUUUCACCGAGAAGGACGCGGACUUUUAAAGUUUUAAUUCUUUAACCCGGACCACAGAAAGAGCCGGAAAGUUUGGAUAAACAGAAAAGUUUAACCCCGGGUCUGGAGCCCUGUUUCCCGUCAAGUCUUCGAACUGCUGGACUGUAAGCUAAUUAUUCACUGGAAAUAUCAUUCUUUUUACAGUUAUAACUGCUCGUAACCUUACUUUAUUGCAAUAGACACAUAGAGUAUCUUCAAAAUGGAUAAAUACGAGGAUUUAGGACUGGAGGCGAGUAAGUUUAUCGAGGACUUAAACAUGUAUGAAGCAUCCAGAGAUGGUUUAUUUCGAACCAGGAGGGAUGCGGGAAAUAACCCCGACUUUGAAGAGACGAGAAAAGUUUUUGCCUCUAAAAUGACUAAAAUACACAUGCAGAAACACCAGGAGGAGAUGGCAAAAAACAACCAAGCCGUGAAAAUGAAUGGGGGGCACAACAGCACAUACUACACCAAAGACAGACCGCCCAUCAAUAGUUACCGACAGCCGGGUGAAGCAGCCGCGAAGCCCCCGAUACUCUCUGGCCCUGUGCCGGGCACCGCGGCUGGGAAUCAGUACGCACAGUUUGACGGUCAGAAACACCACACAGGCAUUCCGUCUGAACUUGCAGCCGGAAGGGCAUAUGGCUACGGAAACAAUUACGAUAAUAAGGAGCGCGUAGAGCCACAUACAUACCAGCACACCACCCAUACUCCCCCUAGCCCAGGAAACGCGUCUCAUAGCGCGCCAGCACAGGCUCGUCACCCCGUCACCCAGCCGGCUGCUUGGGCCCCAUGCAGUGAGAGCCAGCCUCCCCCAUCUUUGUCUGGGUCUGGAAGCAGCAGUGCAUCUCAGCAGCAGCCCCAGCGCCAGUCUGCACCCCCCACUGGCAACAGUGUUCCUCCCCAGCAGAGUCAGGCCGUCACACCGUUUGUAAACCGGAGUUCACCCUCCUCUGCUGGAUCAGCCAGGGGAUGGACCCAAGAACCCUCUGGCUCCACAAAACCAGACCUCAUCCCAGCCCUGCCUCUGAGUGCCUUCACCGGGGGAGCUGACUUGCACAUGCAGCAGCCCUCUACACAGUCUGCAGCUCAUUACACAUCAGCUUCUGUAACUUCGAGACCCACUACCAACCAUAAUGGUUCCGUGGCAGUUAGCUCAUUGCUAACUGCACCCUCUGAAACACCUCGACCCAAAGACCAGGCAGCAUCUACUGCCUUUGUCCCUGCCAGUGUCUCCAAAAGCAGCAGUCAGAUUCAAGGUCAGAGCCAAAUACCGGGCUGUGGACCAGCCACCAGUGCUGAAGCUGAGGUCCCGUGCUCCCCCAAGUCUGUCCAGCUACUCUCCCAGUCUCUUGUUAUGCAGCCCCCUGAACAGGGGCCUUCAGCAGCUGAAAUAAAGUUGGAGGCCCUCACUAAGCGGCUGGAAAAAGAGAUGGAUGCCCAACCGAAGGCUGACUACUUUGGAGUCUGCGUGAAGUGCAACAAGGCAGUAUAUGGAGCAAAUCAGGCCUGCCAAGCUAUGGGUAGCCUCUACCACGACAGCUGCUUCACCUGCAGCGCCUGUAGUCGAAGGCUGAGAGGGAAGGCGUUCUACUAUGUCGGAGGGAAGGUUUUCUGUGAAGAGGACUUUCUGUACUCCGGUUUCCAGCAGUCUGCAGACAAGUGCAACGCAUGUGGUCAUCUGAUCAUGGACAUGAUCCUUCAGGCCCUCGGGAAGUCAUACCACCCCGGCUGUUUCCGCUGUGUCAUCUGUAAUGAGAGCCUUGACGGAGUGCCCUUCACCGUGGACACUGAAAAUAAGAUCUACUGUCUCAAAGACUACCACAGGGUCUUGGCGCCUAAAUGUGCAGCCUGUAACCAGCCCAUCCUGCCCUCAGAGGGGUCUGAUGAAACCAUUCGAGUUGUAUCCAUGGACAAAGACUAUCAUGUGGAAUGCUAUCACUGCGAGGAAUGUAAGAUGGAGCUGAACGACGAGGAGGGUCACCGAUGCUACCCUCUGAAUGGCCACCUUCUCUGCCACUCCUGCCACCUGAAGAACAUCGAGCCGGGCUGCUCCGCUUCCAUCAGCGCCUCCUCCUACUAACACGGGUGGAGGGAGACGCCUGGUGGACAUAAAUAGGAACUGCCAAAGAGUGACUGACAGUGGGAGUGGAGAGGCACAAUUCUUGUUGUAGAGGAUUGAUUAAUGUGUCAAAUCAUACUGUGGUUUGAUGUGUAUUUUCACAGGGAUGUUGAGGAAAUUUUGAUUAUGCCUAAAGACGUUUUGACGCACUAAGCAUUGUAAAAUACCAAAGCCUUACUUUGAAUGCAGUGAAGCUUUGCAUCACAUGAACUGCAUACUAACUUGGUAGAAGUGCUGCCAUAUGAUUUCUUUUAAAUGUGUACAUCAGUUGCAUUGGCUGUGUAAAUAUCUGCUGGUCAACUGCACUUUCACACUUCUGCUGUGAAAUUCAAAAACUGAUCUGUAAAUCAUCUGUCUGAAGGCUCUAAAAAGAAUAGAGGCUUUUUACAGAAUGUGCUGAGUGCCUGUUGUUCCUCCACAUCACUUUCUACAUGCAAUAAUAACAGCUGAUGUAUUUACAUAGGAGAACAUUAUUUUAAAAGGUCAAAGCAUCACAGUAAUUUCUUCCUUUUCCAUUUUUAAUCACUUACAACUGUAUAGAAAGUGCUCAUUUUCUUCUCGAAGUGGUUAUGAGAGCCCACAUGAAACUGUUGAUAUGCAAUACAUGAUAAAUGAUUUUUGAACACAACCAUUCCAUAGAUAUAGUGCCAUUAUCCUUGAGGUUGCCAUCCCUUUGUGCACUUACAGCUUACCAUUUCACUCUUACAUGCCUUUUCUUGUCUUGUUAAGUCAGGUUAUACUGUUCUGUAAUAGAUAAACAGCCAAUACUUGUUACAUGCAGUCUGCUCUAAGCACUAGAGAUAGAUUUGUGAGUUCUCUUAUGUACCUAUGAAGAAGUUAGCAUUAGGCCUGUAGGUCUAUGUGUUGUGUUACAUUUGCAACCAUUAUACUGUAUAUUUAAAUCAAAAGAUAUAUUGUAGGCCAAUACUCGUUUACUUUUGUUUAAUUUUGACUUGUAUGCAAGCCCCUUAAAUACUAAUUUGAUUUGCAGUGGGAAGUACAGUUUCGAUUGCCAACUUAGCCAUCCGUAUGUAAUUCAUGUCUCGAGUUGACUAACUUAAUAAUUGUUGCUUUUUAUUUGAGGUCCUUAUUUCAUAUCCAACUGUAGUUAUGACGAAGAGCAAACAUAUACAUGUGUUGUAUGAUUGUUGUCAAGAAAAUAUUUAAUAAAUGUAUUGCAAUAGG